Molecule: messenger RNA, 2309 nt
Organism: Leopardus geoffroyi (Geoffroy's cat)
Lineage: Eukaryota; Metazoa; Chordata; Mammalia; Carnivora; Felidae
Gene: GBA1
Product: glucosylceramidase beta
Exons: 11
Coding region: 121-1863 (580 amino acids)
Biological process (GO): glucosylceramide catabolic process
Molecular function (GO): glucosylceramidase activity
Source: RefSeq, a predicted model, not a curated record
AACUAAACCCGCAGGGUUGAUCGGGUGUCCAGCCACCGCCAGGACCUGCAUCCCUGUUUGUAUUUAGGGGACCCUCUGUCCUCCCGAGGCCCGGGAACCCUGCAGUGCCGUCACCUGGUGAUGGAGCGCUCGACUCCUCCCCGAGAGGAGCGCCCCGAGCCCCCGGGCCGGAGAGGCGUCUUGGCUGCCAGGCUCGUGGGCCUGCUUUUCCUUCAGGCGGUGCCGUGGGCCUCAGGUGCCCGCCCCUGCAGCCCUAAAAGCUUUGGCUACAGCUCGGUGGUCUGUGUCUGCAAUGCCACGUACUGUGACUCUCUCGACCCCCUGACCCUGCCCGCCCCCGGCACCUUCAGCCGAUUCGAGAGCACGCGCAGCGGGCGCCGGAUGGAGCUGAGUCUGGGGCCCGUCCGGGCCAACCGCACGGGCACAGGGCUGCUACUGACCCUGCAGCCAGAUCAGAAGUUCCAGAAAGUGAAGGGAUUUGGAGGGGCCAUGACGGACGCCGCUGCCCUCAACAUCCUUGCCCUGUCACCCCCUGCCCGGAAUUCGCUACUCAAAUCCUAUUUCUCUGAAGAAGGAAUCGAGUACAACAUCAUCCGGGUACCCAUGGCCAGCUGUGACUUCUCCAUCCGCACCUACACCUACGAUGACAGCCCUGACGACUUCCAGUUGCGUGACUUCAUCCUCCCCGAGGAAGAUGUCAAGCUCAAGAUACCCCUGAUUCACCAGGCCCUGGAGCUGGCCCCACGCCCUGUGUCACUCUUCGCCAGUCCCUGGACGUCCCCCACUUGGCUGAAGACCAACGGGGCAGUGAACGGGAAGGGGUCACUCAAGGGGCAGCCGGGAGAUCUCUACCACCAGACCUGGGCCAGAUACUUUGUUAAGUUCCUGGACGCUUACGCGGAGCACAAGUUACGGUUCUGGGCAGUGACGGCGGAGAACGAGCCUUCUGCAGGGCUGUUCAGCGGGUACCCCUUCCAGUGCCUGGGCUUCACCCCUGAACACCAGCGAGACUUCAUCGCCCGGGACCUGGGUCCCACCCUCGCCAACAGUACGCACCGCGACGUCCGUCUGCUCAUAUUGGACGACCAGCGCUUGCUGCUGCCUCGCUGGGCCCAGGUGGUGCUGGCGGACCCAGAGGCGGCUAAGUACGUUCAUGGCAUUGCUGUGCAUUGGUACCUGGACUUCCUGGCUCCUGCAAAGGCCACCCUAGGGGAGACACACCGCCUGUUCCCCGACACCAUGCUCUUCGCCUCGGAGGCCUGCGUGGGCUCCAAGUUCUGGGAGCAGAGCGUGCGACUGGGCUCCUGGGACCGAGGGAUGCAGUACAGCCACAGCAUCAUCACGAACCUUCUCUACCAUGUGGUCGGCUGGACAGACUGGAACCUCGCUCUGAACCCCGAAGGGGGACCCAACUGGGUGCGUAACUUUGUCGACAGCCCCAUCAUCGUAGACAUCACCAAAGACACGUUUUACAAACAGCCCAUGUUCUAUCACCUUGGCCACUUCAGCAAGUUCAUUCCGGAGGGCUCGCAGAGAGUGGGGCUGUUGGCCAGCGAGAAGAACGGCUUGGACACGGUGGCGCUGACGCGCCCCGACGGCUCUGCGGUCCUGGUCGUGCUAAACCGCUUCUCCCUUGCUUCCCCAGCUCCCCGAAGGACGUGCCCCUCACCAUCGAGGACCCUGCCGUGGGCUUCAUGGAGACGCUGUCCCCCGGCUACUCCAUUCACACAUACCUGUGGCGUCGCCAGUGAUGGGGCAGAUACCCAAGCAGCGCCUGGGGUCGGCAGGGGCAUUAAAGGGACAGAGUCAGCUCACACGCUGUCUGUGGCUACAGAGGGUAUACGAGGGCCAGGGCGAGCUUAGGUGACGUAAGCCCAGGGGCCGUGGUUUGCGUGACUCACUCUCCCCCUGGUGGGUGCCAGGGCCUGGAGGCCCCUAAAGGGAGCACAGGGAAGCCCCGGCGGCCCCGCCCCCCCGCCUGUGAGUGUGUGCUAUGUGCUGGCUCCCGUGGAAACUGGGCCCGGGCCCAGGGUGAGCUCACUGUCUGUAUGGACGCAAGCUGGGGGCGGGGGAGGCCGAGGAAAGGGAGAUCAGAGAAGCUGGGCCCCAAACGGGCGUGUGGGGGAGGGGGGGGGACUGUGUCUUUCGUGGGCCGUGCGGAAGCAGUCACGGAGUCAGGGCACAGGCAGCCGAGAAGCCAGGCACUGGUGGGGGGCGGGGGGGGCUCAGGCACCCGAUGGCCGCCCCCCCACCAGCCAGCAGCUCCUGGAAAGAUGACGGUCCCUUAAGAAAGAGAAUAUGCGACUGCA